GCGAUUUCGGAACAAGCCGGCGACGGGCCGCGAUGAACGCGACGACGAGGUACCCGGAGUCGUACCAGGCGAGCUUGGGCAUGACGACGCAGCACUACGUGUCCAUGGUCAAAACCAUCUUCCUCGGGCUCUCGGGCGCAGCGCUCGGCGUCUUCAUCCUCGUCCUCUACGGGCUCUGCAUGAAGCGCCCGACGUGGUGGUACGGCCUCCUCGUGCGCUGGCUGCGCAUCUCGGACCCGGAUGCGACAACGUCUGCGAUCUUCCAGCGCUCGAAUGCGGCGCUGCCAGCCUUCCGAAAGCUCAUGGUCGAACAAGGUAGUGAUGUGUUGAACCGCUGCCGGAGCACAUUGCUUCCGUCAACAACCGCCGUCCACGCCAUCGUCUACUACCCUGGCGACUUACGAUCCAGUCUGGGCCGCUGGGUACGCAACGUCGUCGGCUUCACGAUCCGUGUGGAUGAAGUACCUAUUGAUGCGAGCGUUUUGCAGCAACAGCUCGCAACCUGCGAGGAGCCUCGGGCGCUCACGUCGUUUGGCGUCGAGUGGCGUGGCCCACAGGUCAAUCAAGAGCAGCUAGACGGCGUCAUGGCCGCCAUCACGGCUUUCUGUCCCAACAUCUGUGCUCUGCACUUCACGGCAGCUGCCUCUGGCAGCUUGGACAAUUGCGAGAGCCUCGUCGAGUGGCUGGAUCAAUCAAGAGCAGAGCAAUUCCAGCUCAAUGGCAUCAACUUUAGUCUGGCUGCUGCCAAGACCUUGGCGCAUGCGCUACUGGCGUCGCCAGGUCUUCAUAUGAUCAAGCUCGUCGACACGUCGAGCAUGCUUCGGUUCUUUCUCGACCCGUCGCUUGCACUGCCACCCCGUCAACUGCGCGACUUGACGAUCCAAGUCCAGGACUACUGGAGCCGCAUAGUCUUCCCCUCGACGCUACGGUCGCUCAAGCUCGCGAUGAUGAGCCUCGACCACUUUCUGCUGCAAUUGCCAAACCUCGAGCACCUCCAACUGCGCUUUGUAGAGAUGACACGAGCCGCGGUUGCCGAUCUCGCGGCGCUGCUUGCAGCGACGACAACGCUGCACCGUCUCGAUCUUGCGUACGCCCGCUUGCACGACGACCACAUAAAGACGCUCAUCAACGCUCUUCCAACGUGGCUGAAUCGCCAGCAAAAGGCUUGCUAUGUGCGCCUGGAUAUGACGGACAUGACGGCAGCGCUCCUUCCUGCUGCCAUCGCCAACAUACGCAAUACGCACGAGGUGCAGCUGGAGCUGCGCAACGUGGACGACCUCGAGCUCGCAGUGAGCCAGCGCAUCGUCACCGCGCUUGGGGCAACGUCGCGGAUCAAGGUGCGCUUUGCAAACGAAGUGUGGGCACCCGACGACGUCAAGGCCGCCUCGUUGCACGUCCAGUACUCGGAUGGCUGGUUUGUUUCGCCCCACGCGACAUCCUAA
Messenger RNA from Saprolegnia diclina VS20, 1442 nucleotides. RefSeq lists its product as hypothetical. The record is from RefSeq and is a predicted model, not a curated record. The coding region runs from base 33 to 1442 and encodes 469 amino acids. NCBI's taxonomy places the organism in Eukaryota, Oomycota, Saprolegniomycetes, Saprolegniales, Saprolegniaceae. The transcript is spliced from 2 exons.